GGUGUGCGCUGCAGAGGAACUCCUGAUAAACGGGCUCAAGUGUCAGAAGGAUUUCUCCUCUUCUCCUCUUUCCUCUUCUCCUCUUCUCCUCUUCUCCUCUUGUUGGCGUGCAUGCAGGGGAUGAUGCUGGCUCCUCGGGACUUCAGCCCGACCAGCGGAUUCUCAGUCCGCUGAAACACUCCCUUCUUCUUCUUGCUUGUUUUGCUUUGACUGCAAACCUGCACAGCGUCUCUCUGCAGCGCAGUGGGGAUGGACCUCGGUUUGGACGACUUGACGCAGGAAGAGUCCUCCAGCUUGUGCGUGCACGCAUCGGUGAAAUGUGUCACUUUCGCUUGCAAUUCCCACUCGUCUGACUUUUUGGAAGAGCGACGGCUCCCGGACAUGUUUCUCUCGCAGUGUGCAUGAGAGAUGGCGACGAAGCCGCCACAAGUCCAACACUGGCUGUCUACGCACCUGUCCGGCUGGAUCAUGGCACUUUGCGCCACAGGUGAAUGAAUCUCCCCGAGCAGUGAGUGUUUUUCAGCCUGUUUUCGAGCGCGUUGCACAGAGACGAUGGAUCUCAAAGUAGAAACCGAGGAGCUGGACUCGAAUCGACCUCCACCCAUUGAAGUUUUUGCGCACAGCUCGACCCUGCACGGGAUCUCUCACAUCUUCACGUACGAGCGCUUCUGCAUCAAACGCUGCCUGUGGCUCGUCUUCUUCCUGGGCUCCCUCACCUUCCUGCUGUACGUGUGCGUGGAUCGGAUCCACUUCUACCUGGAGUACCCGCAUGUCACCAAGCUGGACGAGGUCGCGACCCCGAUCAUGACGUUCCCCUCGGUCACUUUCUGCAACCUGAACGCGUUCCGCUUCAGCCGCGUCAUGCGCAAUGACCUGUACCACGCAGGGGAGCUGCUGGCCCUGCUCAACCAGAGGUACGAGAUCAGAGACAUUCACCUCGUGGAGGAGAGCGUCCUGGAGAGCCUGAAGGUCAAAGCCGACUUCCACAAUUUCAAGCCGCGACCCUUCAACAUGCGGGAGUUUUACGACCGGACGGGUCACGACAUCCAUGACAUGCUGCUCUCCUGCCACUUCCACGGCACCGAGUGCAGACCGGAGGAUUUCAAAGUGGUCUUCACCCGCUACGGGAAGUGUUACACCUUUAACGCCGGCGGUGAUGGACGCCCUCCCCUCCUCACCACCAAGGGAGGCAUGGGUAACGGCCUUGAGCUCAUGCUGGACAUUCAACAGGAUGAAUACCUGCCGGUGUGGGGAGAGACAGACGAGACGUCGUUCGAAGCUGGGAUCAAAGUUCAGAUCCACAGUCAGGACGAGCCGUCGUUCAUUGAUCAGCUCGGCUUCGGGGUGGCACCCGGGUUCCAGACAUUUGUUUCCUGCCAAGAACAAAGGCUGAUAUAUCUCCCCCCGCCCUGGGGAGACUGUAAGGUGACGCCCAUGGACUCGGACUUCUUCGAUACCUACAGCAUCACAGCCUGUCGCAUCGACUGUGAAACACGCUACCUGGUGGACAACUGCAACUGUCGCAUGGUGCACAUGCCUGGCGAUGCACCGUACUGCACCCCCGAGCUGUACAAAGAAUGUGCCGACCCAGCUCUCGAUUUCCUGGUGGAAAGAGACAAUGAUUUCUGUGUUUGUGAGACACCGUGCAACAUGACCAGAUACAGUAAAGAGCUGUCCUUCGUCAAGAUCCCCAGCAAGGCCUCUGCCAAAUACCUUGCAAAGAAAUACAACAAAUCUGAGCAGUAUAUAAAGGAGAAUCUCCUGGUUUUAGACAUAUUUUUUGAGGCUCUCAACUAUGAGACUAUUGAACAAAAAAAGGCUUAUGAAGUGGCUGGACUUUUAGGUGAUAUCGGUGGUCAGAUGGGACUUUUCAUUGGGGCAAGCAUCCUCACUAUUCUAGAGCUGUUUGACUACUUUUAUGAGGUGAUCAAGUACAAGCUCUGUCGCUGCUCCGAUAAGAAGCACAACAACGCUGACCAGGGAACAGUCCUGAGCUUGGAUGAUGUCAAGUGUCACGUCAGUAACUUUCACUAGGCCUCUGCAGCCAAGAGGAGGAGCCACUCCUUCGUCUCUGAGCGGCUUCAUGAACUUUGCUCCCUGCAGUUUGCUGAGGCAGACUCCUGCAGCAACAGGGAACGUGUGUGAACUGUCUCUGGUGAAGGUUUACAAGCAAUGAGGUGAAAACGAUAAUGUGGCCGAGGUAAGGAGAAGGCCAUGUAGACGGCAGGACAGCAGACACCAGUUAUCAACAUGUUGUGAUGAGUUAAAAAAAACAUUAGAAUAACUGCAUGGUCAUCUGUAAACAGCUUUUAAAGACAUAGCAACAGAUUCAGUUAACGGGGGAAUGAACCUAACGAAGGUUCCUAUGUGUUCAGUUAAACAGCGUUAGAUUUCCCAGAUGUGCCGUGGUGUUUUUAUCAAUUUGUAGAUUUUUUUGUAAAAUGAUUGGUGACGGAUUUGUUUUCACUCAGAAAAUGUCAUGAGUUGUAUUUUGAAACGUGCAUGCCCCCACUGUAUAUUUUUUUUCGCUUUUAUCUUUCAACCUUAUGUUUUAUAUCACAUUAUAUUCUCCCAAGAGGUUUCCUGGAAAUAAGCAAAUGAAGAGAGAUCAAAUAGAGAGCGAUCAGUGGGUUUACCUCCAGUUAUCUGUAAAUGCUAAGUUACCACAACCUUGACAUUUUAUUCAUAAGAUAACGGGUCAGCUGAACAUGCUUAAUCUGAAAUGAUCAAAAAACAAAUGUGAAAUUCAGCAUAAAUACGGUAUAUAAUGUCCAAUAGUAAAUAAAUUUGUAAUAAAUAUUAUUACAUUAGGGUUUAAAUUGACCAAAUUUGCACAUAGAAAUUGAUAUGGAAAUCAAUAUUAAACUCAAUACAGCUAACUUAACCAUUUCAAAUAAGGGUUUCUCUAUUGUUCCUGUUAUUUGUACAACAAACUACAGUAUAUUAGAAGAUAACAGACCUGUGAUUUUACUGUUUUGUUUUAAUCACGAUUUAUUUUUAGACUUUUUCAUCAAAUUACAUUUUUAUAUUCAUAUCAUUCAACCUUAUCCUAUGUCAGUCUUUGUGCUUUUUGUCAGUUUACUCUACUACCUCAUCGUGCAGGGUGACGCCACCAUGAAGACAUUGUAGAUCAUAUUAUCAGACAGAUAAGGCAGUGCUAAUAUUCUCAUUAAUUUCUCCAGCAGAAAGCGAAUAAGCACAUUUUCCAAAAUGACACAUUUAUUUAGACACAAACACAAAUACAGUAGGAUAACUGGGCUAAAAGCAGUGACUCAUUAUAAAGAGAUGGAUCCACAGAAACAAAAUUCACAAACCAGAUUAAGAACAAUAAUUUAAACUCUUCUCCAUGUCAACCAGGCACUUUACUGUAAGAUUGUCAGAAGAAAUUAAGAAUAGAAAGAAGUGUUUCCUGCUCAGAGUGGGCUACAAACCAGACUUCAGUACUUUCAGUUAAGGGAAUGUCGUUCAUUUGUUCACGUACCCAGAUGCCAUUCAUCGUAUUUACCUGCAAAGAUAAAAUCAGUGAGAAUAAACAUGUUGAAUGUGUUUUUCUAACUUGCAUGUAGCGCUGUACAGUAGGUGUCUUAAAUCGGGUCCAUCAAUGAACAGAUGAUCCGCAGGUCUGACUGCAUUCUGUCCUCAUCUGUUUGUGAGUUUGAUUUUAUACUGCGAGCAUGUAUUUAUCUGUGUGUGCGUGUGUGUGUUUGCAGUGUGACCCCACAUCUGUGCCAAAUUCAAAGGUGAAUAAAGAAAACACUUUUUUGUUAUCAGUCUGAAACAAACCAUCUUUAAAUAUCAGUUUAAAGUUGAUUGAUUUGCUAAUCUUUAGAAGGAAUGGGCAUUGUAUGGUGUGUAGCUGUAUGAUGUUACCAUCAAGCCCAGUCACACCAUUUGCUGUAAUUUAAUGUAUAUAUUACGAUGACUAUGGAUACAUAAUCUUUGUGUAUUUGCAUAUUCUUAUCUGUCUUAUAUUGCAAUUGUUGUAUUUAUUCAAUAUAAACUAGCUGUUUUUUACGUACAUGUUGUAGAUGGUUUAUUUCUCAAAAGUAUAUGUAUGAAACACAAUAUUCAACUGUACAGCUAUUUAUUUUUGUUUGUACUGCUACAAUCAGUUCAUCUAAUUAUAUUCUACUCAUCAGUAAAUGAAAGUGGACAACGUACUUCAAGGCAUCCUGUCGGCCAUGUUUCCAGUUGUUUUUUUUAUAUCUAUGCCUUCAUUUUCAUUAUAUAUAUAUAUAUAUAUGAACUAUGUGAAAGGAUGAUUAUCUUAGUCUGGUGAUGUGUUGAUAAAUUAUGAAGCAGAUAUAAUAUGAUGGAUUA
This is a messenger RNA of Platichthys flesus (European flounder), 4320 nucleotides long. RefSeq names its product acid-sensing ion channel 1-like. NCBI's taxonomy places the organism in Eukaryota, Metazoa, Chordata, Actinopteri, Pleuronectiformes, Pleuronectidae. Gene Ontology annotation, cellular component: membrane. The transcript is spliced from 10 exons. Gene Ontology annotation, biological process: sodium ion transmembrane transport. The coding region runs from base 553 to 2034 and encodes 493 amino acids. The record is from RefSeq and is a predicted model, not a curated record.